Spirometra erinaceieuropaei is the source of this 2058-nucleotide messenger RNA. NCBI's taxonomy places the organism in Eukaryota, Metazoa, Platyhelminthes, Cestoda, Diphyllobothriidea, Diphyllobothriidae. The record is from the annotation of a GenBank genome assembly.
AUGAUCUUCUCUGCCCGUAAACUACAGAAGUGUCAGGAGAUGCGGACCAACCUCUACUCUAACUUUGUGGAUCUGACGAAAGCCUUUGACACGGUGAAUCGUGACGGACUGUGGGAAACCAUGCAGAAAUUAGACUGUUCCGAGCGAUUCAUUCGGAUGUUGUGUCAGCUCCACGAUGCCAUGAUGGCGCGCGUCUCAGAGGCAUUUACGGUGACCAAUGGAGUGAAGCAGGGAUGCACCCUUGCGCCCAUUCUCUUCGGUCUCAUGUUCUCUUCCAUGCUGAUGGACGCCUACCAUGACGAACGCCCGGGGAUCCGCCUCGCCUACAAGACGGACGGUAAACUCUUUAAUCAGCGGCGGAUGCACUUCCAGUGGCGUGUGUCCGCAACUUCCGUCCAUGAACUUCACUUUGCCAACGACUGCGCUCUCAACGCUACCUCUGGAAUGGACAUGGAAGGGAGCACGGACCUCUUCGCCGAGGCCUGCGACAACUUCGGCUCAGUCAUCAACACUGAAAAGACAGUGGUUAUGCAUCAACUGCCACCCAACCUUGCCUACACCGCACCCCAAACCAACAUGAACUGCGCCCAAUUGCCAUCUGAGGGCACCUUCACCUAUCUGGACAGCACCUUUUUUUGCAGUACGAAAAUCAAUGAUGAAGUAGCUCGUCGGGCUUCCAAAGCCAGCGAAGCCUUCGGCCGUCUGCAAAACGUCGUCUGGAAUCGACAUGGCCUCCACUUCAGCAGCAAACUGAAGAUGUACAAAGCGGUCAUCCUGCCAACACUGCUAUAUGGAACGGAGAACUGGAUGGACACGAAGACUCAGCCACUCCCACGUCAGUUGUCUUCGUCGAAUACUGAAGCUGAGGUGGUAAGACCGGACCCCGGACAUAGACUCACUGGAACGGACAGGAAUCCACAGGAUCCAAGUCAUAAUGAGACAAUUGCUUUUGCGCUGGAGCGGCCACCUCGUACGAAUGGACGACGAGCGGCUACCUAAACCAGUCUUCUAUGAAGAUGCCGCCACGGGUUAGAUCCGGCGCUAUAAGGACACUGUGAAGACUUCCUUGAAGCGUCUGCGGAGUAACCCCGCCAAAUGGGAAGAUAUAGCCUAGAACCGAUCUGCCCGGAGGAGGACAGUGAAGACAGGGGCAACAGUCUACGAAACAAACCGUGUCGCCGCCGCCAAAGCCAAACGUGAAGUUCGCAAAUCUCAAUUGCCCACACCUCGUGGCGCCGACGCUCAACCGUUCCCGAUAUUUCCACGAUGUCAUCGAACGUUCCAGGCACUAAUUGCUCUUAUCGGACAUCUUCCUACCAACUGCAGCAACCCGACGACAUCACAAGAUGUCCCCACUCACCUCUGCCUCGUUUCCCACGUCGGCAAUCAACCCUAACCGCGUUCCUGAUCUGCGUUGCUUUCCUCCACUGCUCUUGCCCCCACCACUGCUGUACACAAUCCUGUCGCACCGUCAAACAUCAACCUCACCGUCCCCAACACCAGGAUGUGGACUCGGUCAAACCUGUCCUAGUUGCGAUCGUACCCUCACCUUUCACAUCGGUCUGGUCGGGCACUCGGGAAAUUAUCGAACAGAGACUGGUGAAGCAGUUCCUGGAGCACCCAUCUACACUCAUCGCAUCCGCGAUGUGCGGGAGCACAUCCACUGACCGCAUGAGCCUACUAGGUCACAUGUGUACCCACGAGAGCGGAACUGAUCGCAGUAUCGGAAUCUCUAGCACAUCUUUCACAUCCACCGUGCCUAGCCCACUCAACAUCCCCUGGCCUAACGAUCCCACCACCGGCAACUCCAUUAACACCACCGCCGAAAUCGACAACGACACUGCCAAUCUCUCUUGCCCACCCUGUCUCCGCACAUUCACCUCAUCCAUUGGCCUUGUCGGCCACUUGCGAAUCCAAUGCACAGAGACUGGCGAACCAGUUCCUGGAGCACCAACCUACACUCACCGCGUCCGCCUCCACUGCUCUCACUUUCCUCGUAUAUUCAGCCACCCCAUGAAUAUAUUAGGCCACAUGCGCAUUGACGAAAACCUGCGGUAG